Molecule: messenger RNA, 1163 nt
Organism: Malurus melanocephalus (red-backed fairy wren)
Lineage: Eukaryota; Metazoa; Chordata; Aves; Passeriformes; Maluridae
Product: ras-related protein Rap-2b
Exons: 2
Coding region: 63-614 (183 amino acids)
Biological process (GO): negative regulation of cell migration; Rap protein signal transduction
Cellular component (GO): plasma membrane
Molecular function (GO): GDP binding; GTPase activity; GTP binding
Source: RefSeq, a predicted model, not a curated record
CCGCCCCGUCCCCGCCCGCCGCGGCAGCCCCGAGCGGGAGGCGGCGGAGGGAGGCGGGAGCCAUGCGGGAGUACAAGGUGGUGGUACUGGGCUCGGGCGGCGUGGGCAAGUCCGCCCUCACCGUGCAGUUCGUGACCGGCUCCUUCAUCGAGAAGUAUGACCCCACCAUCGAGGACUUCUACCGCAAGGAGAUCGAGGUGGACUCGUCCCCGUCCGUGCUGGAGAUCCUGGACACGGCGGGCACCGAGCAGUUCGCCUCCAUGCGGGACCUCUACAUCAAGAACGGGCAGGGCUUCAUCCUGGUGUACAGCCUGGUGAACCAGCAGAGCUUCCAGGACAUCAAACCCAUGCGGGACCAGAUCAUCCGCGUCAAGAGGUACGAGCGGGUGCCCAUGAUCCUGGUGGGCAACAAGGUGGACCUGGAGGGCGAGCGCGAGGUCUCCUUCGGGGAGGGCAAAGCGCUGGCCGAGGAGUGGAGCUGCCCCUUCAUGGAGACCUCGGCCAAAAACAAAGCCUCGGUGGACGAGCUCUUCGCCGAGAUCGUCAGGCAGAUGAACUACGCGGCGCAGCCCAACGGGGACGAGCCGUGCUGCGCCUCCUGCGCCAUCCUCUGAGGGCGGCGGCGGCUCCGCGCCCCGGCGGACACGCUCGGGGAAAUAACAUCGGCAAAAAUUUCAUCGUGUUGGAAAUGUGGCUUUUCUCGGCAUGUACGUUUCGUCCAGUCUUGGUCAUGGCAUAUUUCCUGUCAGUGUCGGCGGCGGGCGCUGGAGCAGCCGGUCCCGCCGCCCGGGGAGCGGAGCCACGCGGGGAACCCGCCCGGGACAGCCACGGGGAGCCCGGCCAGGAGCGGUGCCGCACCCCGGGGAGAGGUGCCCGCAGCCCGGCCAGCCCGGAGAGAGGUGCCCGCACCCCGGGGAGAGGUGCCCGCACCCCGGAGAGAGGUGCCCGCACCCCGGGGAGAGGUGCCCGCACCCCGGGGAGAGGUGCCCGCACCCCGGAGAGAGGUGCCCGCACCCCGGCCAGCCCGGGGAGAGAUGCCCGCAGCCCGGAGAGAGGUGCCCACAACACGAGGAGAGGUGCCCACAGCCCGGGCAGCCGUGCCCACACUCGGGCAGCCGUGCCCACAGCCCGAGGAGCGGUGCCCACAGCCCGGGCAGCCGUAC